Molecule: messenger RNA, 2466 nt
Organism: Caenorhabditis bovis
Lineage: Eukaryota; Metazoa; Nematoda; Chromadorea; Rhabditida; Rhabditidae
Source: the annotation of a GenBank genome assembly
AUGUCGGCCUCAAACAUAUUAGACCAACGACAAACCGAUUGGAAAUCUAUGUGGAUUUCAGUAUUCCUUCAAUUUCUCGUCGGCCUCCAAAUUUCGGCCUAUUUCAUGUCGAUGUGGCCAUACCUAAGCGGACUUGACCGAACGGCCGAUUUAGACUUUCUUGGAUGGGUGGUCGCCUCGUGUAGCAUUGGGUGUACCAUUGCGAACCCGCUAUUCGGAUACUGGAAUGAGAAAACAAUGUCGGUUAGGAAUCCGGCGAUCACUGGCUUCAUGAUUUCUGCAAUCGGCCAAUUUUGGUACGCAAUUUUAUGUGUAUUCCCGAAUGUGAAAUGGUACAUGUUGGGCGCGAGAUUCUUGACCGGCUUCGGCGUUGGCAACAUUUCGGUACUUCGCGUAUACGGAGCAACAGCUUCAACUCCCAAAGAUCGCAUGAAGGCGAUUUCCUAUGGAACCGGUGGAUUGGCUCUUGGCUUCUCAUUUGGUCCCGUCAUUUCAGCGGCGUUCACACCAAUCGGCGAAGUUGGCCUCGAAAUCGGAAGCUUCCGUUUGAACAUGUACACCGUGGUUGCCCUUCUGAUGUGCGCCAUUUGCAUCGCAUCCUCAAUAGUCGUCUAUUUGUUCUUCGAGGAGAGCUAUGUUGGAAUUGUCGGAAAAGAAGAGCAAGAAACCGAGAACAUCGAAGUGCCCAAAUUUGAUGUAAUUGGAGCAUUGAUUUGUAUUUACCUGUUUAUGAUUGCCACAAUUCUCGGCAUCAAUCUUGAAGUAAUGUCCGCCCCAUUGACAAUUGCAAUGUACGAAUGGAACGACAGCCAGUCAAUAUUUUACAACGGUAUCGCAUUAUGUUUGAAUUGUAUUAUCACCGUUGGAGUUAAUAUUGCGUUUGGGCGUUCGAGGCUCGGAAAAACAGAUAAGCGACUGCAAAUGCUCUCCGGUGUCACAUUGUUCUUCAUUUGUCAAGCGCUCAUUUAUCCAUGGGCAUUCUACACGGGACCAUUGAACUUCUUGCCAGCCAACAAGACAACCAUCGAGAUUGGCGGAUGCCUUCCUGAGUAUGAUUGGUGCAAUUACACCACACGGGUGCCGCUGGUUCUCUACAUGAUCUGCUUCAUUGUUCUGUUUGGUAUCGCGUUUCCGCUCAUCGAGACACCAUCAGCGGCACUUUAUUCGGAAGUUUUGGGACCACGAAAGCAGGGAAUGAUGCAAGGAUUCUUCUCAUUUGGCGGAAGCAUCGCACCAGUGAUUUCAUCAAUUUCCACGACGUACAUAUUCAAACAUCUAGGCUAUCGUUAUGUCGUGAUGGUCCAAGCAGCAAUACUAGUUAUCGGAGGCUUGCUCAUCCUCAUAUUCUACAAAAGGCUUGUGCCACUCAAGCUGAUAUCAAAGAAUAGCCAAAAGAUGAACUCAAGCACAAUGGGUACACAUGUUCUAAAUGAACGACAAACCGAUUGGAAAUCGAUGUGGAUUUCAAUAUUCCUUCAAUUUCUCGUCGGCGUCCAAAUUUCUGUCUAUUAUAUGUCAAUGUGGCCAUACUUAAGAGGGCUUGACGCGACAGCAGAUGUUGACUUUCUCGGAUGGGUGGUCGCUUCGUGCAGCAUCGGAUGCACUAUUGCGAAUCCCGUUUAUGGUCACUGGAAUCAGAAGACAAUGUCGGUGACAUGGCCAGCCAUCACUGGGUUCAUCAUCGCCGCAAUCGGUCAAUUUUGGUACGCGUUGCUAAGUCUCUUCCCGAAUGCGAAAUGGUACAUGAUGGGCGCGCGAUUCUUGACGGGCCUCGGCGUUGGCAAUCUGUCAAUGCUUCGCGUCUACGGCGCAAUGGCAUCAACGCCGAAGGAUCGAAUGCGCGCGAUCUCCUAUGGAACUGGGGGAUACGUUCUUGGAUUCUCAUUCGGACCUGUCAUUUCAGCUGCAUUUACUCCCAUUGGAGAGGCUGGCCUACAACUAGGCGGCUACCAGCUCAAUAUGUACACGGUCGUCGCACUUCUCAUGUCGCUGGUGUGUAUUAUUGCAUGCUUCAUCGUUUAUUUUUUCUUCGAAGAAAGCUAUGCAGGAAUUGUGGAAAAAGAAGAGAAAGGAAAUGAGAUGGUGACAAUUCCAAAAUUCGAUACUAUUGGCGCCCUCACUUGCAUUUAUUUGUUCAUGAUUGUUGGCAUUAUCGCAACGAAUAUUGAAGUAAUGUCGACGCCUCUAACCACUGUGUUGUAUGAUUGGAAUGAUAGUCAAUCAAUUUUCUAUAAUGGCCUCGCAUUGUGCAUGAGCUGCGUGGUGUCGGUCGGACUCAAUAUUGUCCUCGGGAGUUCACGCCUUGGAAAAAUAAAUAAGCGAAUUCAAAUGCUGAUCGGCUCGGCGUUCUUUUUCCUCUACCAAAUAUUCAUGUACCCAUGGGCAUUCUACACGGGACCAUUGAACUUCUUGCCAGCCAACAAGACAACCAUCGAGAUUGGCGGAUGCCUUCCUGAGUAUGAUUAG